Molecule: messenger RNA, 3798 nt
Organism: Pipistrellus kuhlii (Kuhl's pipistrelle)
Lineage: Eukaryota; Metazoa; Chordata; Mammalia; Chiroptera; Vespertilionidae
Gene: MKLN1
Product: muskelin 1
Exons: 20
Coding region: 318-2519 (733 amino acids)
Cellular component (GO): cytoplasm
Molecular function (GO): protein binding
Source: RefSeq, a predicted model, not a curated record
GAGGAACCUGAUCUCUCCCGUAGCUAGCGAAGGGCUGGAGGCUAGCACCGAGCUCCCCCGAGCCUCCCCGGAGCAGGGAGGGCUCCGCUACCUCGGGGGCCCUCCCCACGGGCAGAUGGAAGGAGAGGACAGAGGUCGAUUUCCCUCUCCUAGAUGCUCUUUAAUUGGAGGAAGAUUCCUGACAGAGACGUAGAGAUGCAAGUAGCAGAGAAGACAGGAUCAAACCAAACCUGAGCAGAAUGCCUUGGAGAUGCAAUCCCAGGGCAGUGAGAGUGAGACAAAAAGGGAAGAGAAACAGAGAAAGAUGACAAUGCAAGAUGAUGGUUGGACAAUCUGCAGAGACAGUAGGUAUGCCUUCAUGUCCAAGCAGAGUAUCUCCAGACAUGCUAUAUGGUGAAAACAUGCUCAGGAAUAUUUUAGUGGAUAAACCAAAUGACCAAUCUUCAAGGUGGUCUUCAGAGAGCAAUUAUCCUCCCCAGUACUUGGUUCUGAAGCUUGAAAGGCCUGCUAUAGUCCAGAAUAUCACAUUUGGAAAAUAUGAGAAAACGCAUGUCUGUAAUUUGAAGAAAUUUAAAGUCUUUGGUGGAAUGAAUGAAGAAAAUAUGACAGAGCUAUUGUCCAGUGGCUUAAAGAAUGAUUAUAACAAAGAAACAUUCACCUUGAAGCAUAAAAUUGAUGAGCAGAUGUUUCCUUGUCGAUUCAUCAAAAUAGUUCCACUCUUAUCCUGGGGACCCAGCUUUAACUUUAGCAUCUGGUAUGUUGAACUUAGUGGCAUUGAUGAUCCUGAUGUAGUACAACCUUGUCUCAACUGGUAUAGCAAGUACCGUGAACAGGAAGCCAUUCGUCUUUGCUUAAAACACUUUAGACAACACAAUUAUACAGAAGCCUUUGAAUCACUACAAAAGAAAACCAAGAUUGCCCUGGAACAUCCUAUGUUAACAGAUCUGCAUGAUAAACUGGUGUUGAAGGGUGAUUUUGAUGCUUGUGAAGAGCUGAUUGAAAAAGCUGUAAAUGAUGGAUUGUUCAAUCAGUACAUCAGUCAACAGGAAUACAAGCCACGAUGGAGUCAGAUCAUUCCCAAAAGCACCAAAGGUGAUGGAGAAGAUAACCGACCAGGAAUGAGAGGGGGCCAUCAGAUGGUUAUUGAUGUUCAAACAGAGACCGUUUAUUUGUUUGGUGGCUGGGAUGGAACACAAGAUCUUGCUGACUUCUGGGCGUACAGUGUGAAGGAGAACCAGUGGACAUGUAUCUCAAGAGACACUGAAAAAGAGAAUGGUCCUAGUGCCAGAUCAUGUCAUAAAAUGUGCAUUGACAUUCAACGAAGGCAAAUCUACACAUUGGGCCGUUAUUUGGAUUCUUCUGUGAGGAACAGCAAAUCUCUGAAAAGUGACUUUUAUCGUUAUGAUAUUGACACUAACACAUGGAUGUUACUCAGUGAGGAUACUGCUGCUGAUGGAGGGCCAAAAUUGGUGUUUGAUCAUCAGAUGUGUAUGGACUCAGAGAAACAUAUGAUCUACACCUUUGGGGGUAGAAUUUUGACUUGUAAUGGCAGUGUAGACGACAGCAGAGCCAGUGAACCACAAUUCAGUGGGUUGUUUGCUUUCAACUGUCAAUGUCAAACCUGGAAACUUCUUCGAGAGGACUCCUGCAAUGCUGGGCCUGAGGAUAUCCAGUCUCGGAUAGGACACUGCAUGUUAUUUCACUCAAAAAAUCGUUGCUUAUAUGUAUUUGGUGGCCAGCGAUCGAAGACCUAUUUGAAUGAUUUCUUUAGUUAUGAUGUGGAUUCUGAUCAUGUAGAUAUAAUAUCAGAUGGCACCAAGAAGGACUCUGGAAUGGUUCCAAUGACAGGAUUCACACAGAGAGCAACCAUUGAUCCAGAACUGAAUGAAAUACAUGUCUUAUCUGGACUCAGCAAGGACAAGGAAAAGAGGGAAGAGAAUGUUAGAAAUUCAUUCUGGAUUUAUGACAUAGUGAGGAAUAGUUGGUCUUGUGUCUAUAAAAAUGAUCAAGCUGCAAAGGAUAAUCCAAGUAAAAGUCUUCAAGAAGAAGAACCCUGUCCAAGAUUUGCCCAUCAGCUUGUAUAUGAUGAGUUACACAAGGUUCAUUAUUUAUUUGGUGGGAAUCCAGGAAAAUCUUGCUCCCCAAAAAUGAGAUUAGAUGACUUCUGGUCACUGAAGUUGUGUAGGCCUUCAAAAGAUUACUUACUGAGGCAUUGCAAGUACCUCAUAAGAAAACACAGGUUUGAAGAAAAGGCCCAAAUGGAUCCUCUUAGUGCUCUGAAAUAUUUACAAAAUGAUCUUUAUAUAACUGUGGAUCAUUCAGACCCAGAAGAGACAAAAGAGUUUCAGCUCCUUGCUUCAGCUCUGUUCAAAUCUGGUUCAGAUUUUACAGCUCUAGGCUUUUCGGACGUGGAUCAUACCUAUGCUCAAAGAACUCAGCUCUUUGACACCUUAGUAAAUUUCUUUCCUGACAGCAUGACUCCUCCUAAAGGCAACCUGGUGGACCUCAUCACACUGUAACUGAAGAGUCACUGACAGACAUGGAGACCAGGAAUCUGCUUUCAGUAUUCUGGAUUUCAACUCUACUGACCGACAAUUAGGCCGCAGUGACUGAGGACUGCACCAGAAUUCCGAAGGGAUCUUUACCAUCGCAAGUUCUAACCCUCUUUCUUCAUACCUGACCUCAACCCCAUUUUCCUCGUCCCAUUCCUCAGUUAAGUUAAUAAAGUGAAAUUGAUAUACUUUCCAUUUAAAUAUAUAUAUAUAUUUUUUACUUUAACUUUUAAAAAUUAAUGAGUAUAAAAAAUAAUAAUCAGGUAGUUUACCCUUUCCUGAUUUUUAUUUCAUUUUUAUAAAAUUAGGGCAAGUAAGCACUAUUAACAGACCCAGUGCUACACGAAUUGGGAUUGUGUUGUUGGGUUGUGUGACCUUUCUUCUUGCUCCUCCCUUCCCAUUUCACUUUACCUUGCAUCACAGAACUGCUUGUAGGUGGUGUCACUUGUUUACCUCUUCAUUCUUAACAGAAUAUAGUUCUUAAGGCAAUUGAUGUAUGUUAAAAGUGAUGUAUAUGUGUCUCUGUUGACUAGAAUCUUGUAUUACAUUAAGCAAUAGGAGAAAAGAGGGCUUAAAUUUAUGUUCCUCUUCAUAGAACUGAAAAAUGAAACCUAAGAUUGGUCCAGGCACUUAUCUGAGAUUGGCCUGUAGUGUUUCUAUGGUGGAUAUUAUAAGCUUUGAGUCACAGAAGAGUAUCUUUCAGAACCUUUAAGAGCCAUUAUAAAAGUUAGCAGCAGGAGGAUUCUAGAAGUGAUUAAUAUGUUCAUUGAUACCUGGGUGGCAGUUCUGGAAGAAAAUGGCUUUUUCCUCUGAUAGAUCUGCACAGAUCCAGGGCUUCCAUUACUUCCUGUGCUAUCAGUUCGUGGCAUUUUCGUUUGGGAGGCUGGGUGUCCAGACCUCUGCUUUGUUGAUCCAGACACAUUGGCUCCACACAUCUGCUUCUGCACACUGAUAUUUUAAAGAGUGAUGGCGUGUAGUUGUCCAAUGAAAUACAACUGACAGGCAUUUCACUGAGCACAUAGACUAGGCUUUUUUAAAUGAAGAAAAAGAACAAUGGUGCAAAUACUUUUUCAUUAAAUAAAAAAAGGAAAAGGCAGAUAGGUUUGUCCAUUUCUUGUGAGGGUAGAGAUAUAUAUUAUUCCAUAAGGUGCUAUGGAAUGCAGUAUAGGAAACCUACACCUGAUCAGUGCUUAUUACAUUUGCUCAAAAGUAGGCUUUGUUAAAAACAAGUUAUAUUUAAAAAUAA